This is a messenger RNA of Cynoglossus semilaevis (tongue sole), 588 nucleotides long. It is a transcript of the gene chchd1, whose product is annotated as coiled-coil-helix-coiled-coil-helix domain containing 1. Bases 153 to 521 code for a protein of 122 amino acids. The record is from RefSeq and is a predicted model, not a curated record. Lineage: Eukaryota; Metazoa; Chordata; Actinopteri; Pleuronectiformes; Cynoglossidae. Gene Ontology annotation, cellular component: mitochondrion; nucleoplasm; mitochondrial ribosome. Gene Ontology annotation, biological process: mitochondrial translation. Gene Ontology annotation, molecular function: RNA binding. The transcript has 3 exons.
ACGACAGUUUUUUCACUGUACGUAAAACAUGGCACCCUCCAGAUGAGCUCUCGUCUGUUACAUUUCCAGAGCUGCUCUUUUUCACUCGACCGUUAUUUUACCGCCGCCAUCUCUCUGUCACGACACGCCUGAGUUUGUGAAGAAUUGUUGCUAUGGCGUCGAAUGUAGGCAUCGAGUUCCUGGAGAAGGUCAGCCGGCUGCUGAGCCGACAGAACAAGAAGCCGGUUCUAAAACCCAACAGGCCUCUGGUCCUGAAAGAUGCCGUAGCCAAUCGCAAACUCCAGAAAGGAGAGGCUUCAUGUAUCACAGAGAUGUCCGUCCUCAUGGCCUGUUGGAAACAAAACAACUUUGUCGACGGACUGUGCACCAACGAAAUUAACACUUUUUACUCGUGUGUUAAAAAGGCACAGACUGCUGCCAAGAACAACAGUGCAGAGAACAUGGGUGAAGAAGGACGUCUCCACCCACAACACGCCACCACCCUCCUCAGGAGACACCCCAACAUUCGCACUGAAAUCUAGGCAGCAGGUCUGACAUCCAUCUGUGGACUUUUUCUGACCAUUAGAAUAAAUAAAUAUAAAAGUCCAA